GUGCUCUAUCCAACUGCGCAGUGAAACAACUUGGGUGUUGGGCUGACAAAUCAAGCAGGGCUAUAGUUGGUGGGGUCAGAUUCAUAUCUGACUAUCCUAUUAAGGAUUGUCAGAAAUAUGCAGCUGACAGAAAAUGGACUAUAUUUGCAAUCCAAUACAGCAAUGAGUGUUUUACCGCUGCUAAUGCAGGAGACACAUACUGGAAAUAUGGUGCUUCACUUGCAUGUAGUACAAAUGGAAGGGGCGGAACGUGGGCUCAAAAUGUUUACAGCAUAUCCUGUAACACAGACAACGAGAGAAAAGUGUUUCCAACCGCAGCGAUAGUGAUAUUAGCGAUAAUGGGGAUUGUUUUUAUCUGCUUUGUAGCCUAUCGGAUAUACAGAACAAGGCAGUCACCAAAUAAACUGCUCAUUACAUCAGAUUGUACGGACUAUGUUGUGAUUGUUAAUGAACAAAACGUGCCAAUUGACCCAUCGGAAGACCCACACAUGACCACACCAGGAACACCACCAAGGAUUGCAUUUAAAAAUGCACUAUUUACUGCAAUGAGAAUUACAUCAGACUCAAUCAAAACUAAAAUUGUUGAAAAAAUUAGAUCCCUAGCUAUGGAGAGACAAUAGCUAACGGAAAUUAUAUUAUAUGAGUAUAUCUCAUGAUAAAUGAGAUGGAUGUGGAUGCUUUUACCUUUGUGGCUGACUUAACAUUCCACAACCUUGAUCCUGUUUGCGACUGUCUACAAUUAAUGUUGUUGUAAAGUUCUCCUUUUCGUGAAAGUUCUGUAUAUAAUUGGUGAUCUGAAAUAGCUUCAUAAUAGGUUCCUUGACUGACACUGCCAGUCAGCAGAGAAUUUAAGUUGCAAUUCAAUCAUCUCAUACACUUCCAAUAAUGGGCAUGACAUCUAAUAGUGGUCUUUUCGAACACCUUUUUCUCGACCAAUAAGUCAAGUUACAAGCAGUUAAUAAGAAAAUAUUUUUACCCUCCAUCUCGUAUUGUCAAAAGUUAUAAUCAUUAAUUAUACUCGAUUUAUUUGAUUUAUAGAAGUAUUGAAAUUAUUGAAUCUCCUCAAUAUCCUUAGCAUCAUUUAUUUACUUGAAGAUUCAUGUAGGUGAUGACUAGAAAUGGAGUCACCAGAAAGCCUAAGUACCCCAUCAUUAGCCACUGUAUUCUUUGAUAAGUUUGAGAAGGAUGAACUGCAGGAGUUACUGUCUACUAAACCGCAUGACUGGUUGUUUGCUCAGAACAUUGUUGAUGAGAAGGUAUCAGAACUUGGUAAUGGACUGCUAACAAACAUUGCCAAUCCAACAUUGGAAAACUUGAGCAACUAUGUACUUCUCGUUGAAAAAGACAAACCACUUAAUAAGAAAAAAGAAGAAAGUUUUGACCUGAGGGAGAUUCAGCAGAUAAUAAGGGAGCUGACCGUAGGAAUUAACGUUUUUGAGGAGCUACCUGCAAUCUCUCUUAGACCUCGUUAUGAUAAAGGGACAUUCGUGGACAUCCCCCCAGCUUACAUCGACACACACGUAGCUCAGUGCAUGCUGGAGUUGGACUACUACAUGAAGGGGCUGUGGCACGGUGCCCAUUUUGGCAGGGAGCGGCGCCAGAAGUUUACUGAAAGGUGGGCUGAUCUGAUGAAUGUAAAUAAAGACGGUAACCCAGAGACUCGUGUAGAUAAACAGGCUAUAUUCAAGGAUUAUGGAAUGUAUGACUUCAACAAGGAUUCUCAGUGGCACGGUUACUAUGCCAACGAACAUGAGACACACGAUGAUAUUGAGGAAUGUAAAAAGAUGAACAAAGAGAUUCUAGACAGUAUUGGAGUGUUCCUGUUGUGCAGUAUAAAAGAGGCUCAGCACCACAGGAACAUGCUCGUGUUCUCCGUUCAGCACGACAUUUCCUCCUUUACCAGGAAGGGGCUAGACAAGCUGAUAGACGACACGCAUCAACCGCUGACCUGUUGGUUACAGUCCCAACGCUCUGCAGUUAGGGAGUGGUUCACAAAGAAGCCCAAAGUGAGACAGUUACUGUCCAAAGUGAAGUUCAUCACAGCUCUCAGCUACUUCUUAGUCAGCAUGAAGAAGUUCAGUAUGGUACCAGACAUCAGUGCGUACCUGCCCUCCCUGACAACUGAACAAGUAAAGACAGAGGACACUCUCCCUCCCCUCAUGUUGCACAGCGACAGUGUGACAAGUAACAAGCUGUUUGUAGACGAUGAUAUGUACUGUCACGUGCACGGUGGUCUUGUUAUAGGAAAGAACUGCGUUACUCUGAAGCCAGCUACAGAGAAGUUAGUUGAGAGCUACGAAAGUAUCUGUGAGGUGGCAGUGCAGCAGAACCACAAGAAACUCAAGGGGAGUGGGGAUGGGAACCUCUACCCUAUGGCAGAGGUGGACGUAGAUGGUAAAACCUACGCCAUGAUAGCAAUCGAGCUGGAGAAACUCUACAUUCAAACACCUAAAUCCCCGCGAUGGUUACAUCAGAUAAUAGACGGGGCUUCGCAGACUAAGAAGAGAGUGUUCCCAGUAAGUGAGACAAGACUUGUGGAACAGUUCAACAGACGCUUUGGGAAUCCCCAGAAAGUAUCAACCUCACACCUAAUGGUUGCAAUACAUCUGGGUCGUUCUGCAGUGUUCCAGCAGACAAUGACGAAGAGCACAAAGACACGACUUAGUAAAUGUGACGAGAAGAAGAUGUCUAUGAUGCACUACGCUGCUAUGAACGACUAUCAUAAUCUCAUUUGUGACAUGGUGCGCACGUGGGGGUGUGACGUGAACGUGCGGUGGGAGAGUGAUGACCGGACCACAUUCGGUCCUGCACCGCUCCACACUGCUGUACGACACGGGGCUAUUGAAUGUGUGUACUGUCUGUUGAGCUACCACGCUGAUCUCAACCUGGUAGAUGAUAAAGGUUGGUUACCUAUCCACACAGCAGCCUACUACAACCAGCAUCUCAUCGUGGACAUGUUACUCAGCAGGAAACCUAAACUUAUUGACAAGCCGUCUUCUAAUAGUGAUGAGUUGACGCCCCUGCUGUUAGCAUGUAGCAGUGGAGCUCUGGAUACAGUGGAGAGGUUACUGGAGCUGGGAGCUACACCUGCACUCUUAACUAGGACUAAGAGGGGGGUUAUACACCUGGCUGCUCUCAAUAGACAUGUCAAGGUAUUAGAACUGUUCAUCAACAAGGACUACCCUGACUUAGCAGUGUGGGAUAUCCUGGUAGCUAUGAUGAACAGUAAGGAAGAUACUGAGAAGUACCAUGCUGUAGUCGCUCUUGAUACUCUCACUAAGAAAGGAGGGAACUGGAAUGAGCUAUUGGAAGCUAAUGCGAUCCCAGCACUGGUGAACAUCCUAAAGCCUGAUAAAAGUCUGCUGCCGGAGGAGGAGAACAGUGUUCAGAGGAUGGAGCUGAAGAUGCAGACCUCUGCUGUUAUCAAGAACAUCUCAUAUGAGGACGAUGUCAGGAAAGCAAUUGCAGCCACAAACUCUCUAAAAACCUUCAUAGGUCUCCUCUCACUACCCCACGACGUAGUACAGUCCAACGCAGCUACUAUAAUCUCAGACGUGUGCCAGGUGAAUGAUAAUGCUCAGAAGGUAGCAGGGGAAGGAGGAAUUGUUCCCCUGAUCCAGCUCCUCAAAAACUGGCUACCCUCUGUUCUUACUUCUGCUAUGAGAUCUCUCGCUCAACUUGGAGCGAACUUUGAGAGCAAUAAGGACGAGAUCGCCAAGAAGGGAGGUUUAGAUCCGCUGGUGCAACUGCUGGACAACUCUGAUGCUAAGGUACAAGCAGAAGCAGCCAACGCUCUGAACGUAGUGUGUAGAGACAGUAUAAAUAACCAGAACUUUAUAAUCUCUAUUGGUGGAAUACCUCCUCUUGUCAAACUUGUUCAGUCUAACAACAUCGAGGUACAAGUGAGUGCUGCGGGUGCGCUCCGCUCCCUUGCUCAGUCCAACUCGGUCUCACAAGGUCGGAUAGCUGAGUUGGGUGGGAUCAACCCUCUUAUCAGACUGCUCAAGUCUAACCCAAGAAACUUGGACGUACAAGAGAAGGCAUCAGGAGCUCUGUGGGCCUUGUCAGGUGAUGACCCUACUAAAAGGAGAGAUAUCGGCACUAAAAUAGGGAUUGAAAUGUUGAUAGUUCUCCUUGAGAGCAAGUCAGAGAAAAUCCAGUUUGUUGCAGCGAAAGCCCUAUCGACCCUAUCAUGUGGCGCUCCAAAACACCAAGCUAAGAUAAGGGAGGCAGGAGGAGUGUUACCUUUGGUUAGAAUGUUGAAGGGAAGUGCUAGUGAGAGGGUGUUACUAGCUGUUAUUAGUACUUUAGCUGCUCUUUCUAUUGGAUUAGCCCACACACCAGUGAAGCUGAAUCAGAGUGCGAUUGCUGGCGGAGGAGCGAUCAAGUCUCUUGUAUCUCUUGUAACUGGCAAUUCUAAUGAUCUUGCCAAGGUACAAUCAGCGUACGCUCUGGCUUGCAUAACUCUCGCACAUGCGGAUAAUCAGAAACUUCUUCUCAAAGAGAAGUUCACUUUCACUCUACUGAUUGAUCUGUUGUACAGUUCUACAAGAGAGGUAUCUCUUGGAGCUGGACGGGCUCUGACCACAUUUGCUUACAAUCAUAUUCCUACUCAAAAGAACAUUGUCAAAGGAGGCGAGAUUCGUUACGAGCAGUUUAUACAGUUCCUAGAUUCAGAUGAUCAAGAGGAACAAGGUCACGCUGCUUUCCAGGUGAUAAUAUUAGCACGUGUAAUGACCGGUGAAGAUCACGUGUUAGUCAUGGCACAAGGUAUCCAAAUAUUAUAUCAGUUACUGCAGAGCGAUAAUGAACUGAUACAAGAGCUAGCUGCCAACAAUAUCGCUAGUUUAGCUCACACCCGAGCAGGAAUCCCCGCCGCGCUGGUCAGCGUUGGAGCAAUGGACACACUGAUUGAGCUGUUGUACUCACCUGCUGAGCUCGUGCGAAGUUCUGCUGCCACGGCUGUUGGUUACAUGACAUUCAAUAGAGGUGCUAUGAGAAUACUGCUCACUGCAUGUCGGAGGAAGCCGGAUCUUUUCCAGAUUCUACAAGAGAAUUUAGGAGCCGGGAAAAUAUCCGACGUUUUUAUCAGAGAAUGGGAAUACUGUCUGACAGUUGGACUGCCAUCACAAUCUUGUCACUUGAUGCCAGUUGAUCACAUAGUUGAUGUUGGCGACAGUUCUCAGUCUACACUAAUUGCCCACUUGAAAACAACAACUGGCACGAUCGACACUCCAACAUACGGAACUACAGUGACAGAAGACAUGUUUGAAAAUUCCAGCACACACCGAUACACUUCAGCUUCUUCGUUAAUGCUGCAAUAGUGAUCAGUGACGUUAUAGUGACGUUAUAAUAAGCGGUGACGUCAUGUUUAUUUCAAUAUAUAAUCAAAUGUCCCGGGUCGUCAAGCAAAUGUCUAGUAAAUUAACAACUGAUUUCUUAAAGUAAUCCUGAUAGAGGAUUCAAAAUCCGAUGGGAAAUUUUGGAUAAGAUUGCGAUAGAAAUAACACUUUGAUGACAGUUCUUGAUAAAUCCAUCUAAAUUAUACUAUCUGACUUGCUUUCAGAAAAUUUAAGCUUCUUUUAUGUGUGAAAAUCUUUCAGUUAUUUUAGACUUCAGGUGUACUUAAUAUGAAUUAUUUUACUUCAAAUGUAAAUAGUUGUAAGUAAAUUGUAUAGUUAAGUAUCUAAGUAUUUACACACUGUUUUACAUCUAAAUUACUAAUAA
Bolinopsis microptera is the source of this 5727-nucleotide messenger RNA. RefSeq names its product ankyrin and armadillo repeat-containing protein-like. Gene Ontology annotation, molecular function: protein binding. Lineage: Eukaryota; Metazoa; Ctenophora; Tentaculata; Lobata; Bolinopsidae. The coding region runs from base 1119 to 5324 and encodes 1401 amino acids. The record is from RefSeq and is a predicted model, not a curated record. The transcript is spliced from 36 exons.